AUGUCGUUAUCAUCCCAAUCAGUAAUGAGUGGGAUGUUGAUUACUGAUUGGGAUGUUGAUAAUAAGCACUUCUUCUAUGCUGGCAGUUGUUCAGAAGGAGUGUUGCAAGGGGCUGAAAGUCCUCACCUGCUUGCCUUACGAUUCCUGGAGGAUGGCGUGAUACUCUGUGGGAAGAAAGUCAUUCCAUCAACUUAUAGAGCUCUGGAUAUCCUAUAUGGGCGUAAUCCUUGGAAUAAAGGGAUUCCUUUUAUAUUUAUCACUAAUGGAGGCGGUACAUCCGAGGACGACAGAGCGCAGGUACUCUCACGUUUACUCAGCCGUGACAUCAAACCGAGUCAGAUCCUGCAAUCGCAUACUGUCAUGAAGGGGUACGUUGGGAACGAUUCAGGGCCAGAUAACCUAAGGGAUGAACAAAUCCUUGUUCUUGGUGGUGUGCUUGACGAGUUGAGGCAUGUUGCAAAAAAUUAUGGUUUCCGCAACGUGUAUACGACGCAGGACAUUCUGGCCUGGAAUCCAGACAUUUGGCCAUUCCACACUCUCACCCAGCCGGAACUAAACCACACAGUCAGACAUGACUUCUCCACAGCACCCAUUACUUCAAUUUUUGUUAUGCACGACCCUCGUAACUGGGCACUCGACAUCCAAAUUCUCACUGACGUUCUCCUCUCCCACCCUCACCCGCUUGGAUCCUGCCCGCCUCGUUAUAAGUGGGGUCAAAAAGGAGCGAAACUUUUCUUUUGUAACCCGGAUUUGUUAUGGAAGGGUGGUUUUGACAUGCCGAGAUACGGACAAGGUGCUUUCAGGGCUGCCUUUCAAGCUACGUUCAAAGCAGCAACAGGCUCAGAGUACCCGUAUGUGGGGUUCGGAAAACCUAACAAGAUAACGUUUGAUUAUGGAAAGUCUAUGCUCCGUAAGCAAUGGGAGGAUUCAGGAUGGCAGCUUGACGACAAGAAUGCGCGGUUACCAAAAGUGUUUAUGGUUGGCGAUAAUCCUGAAUCUGAUAUCGCCGGCGCUAAUGCAGCAGGCUGGUGUUCUCUCCUCGUUAAGACAGGCGUGUACGACUCCGAUGGUGCGCCUCCAAAGCAUACGCCCACGGCCAUUGUCAAUGAUGUAGAGGAAGCUGUUCAGUGGGCUGUUAAGUCCGUCUUGCCUUAAAGCCAUGAGGUAUUUGAUGGUGAUUAUAAUGGAGGAAUGCCAGUGUUCUCGAGUCUGGCAUUACUAUAUAUACAUCGCGUCUUGCGGCCACUCUUAAACACUUACGUUGAGCGAUCUUUCCCAUACUCAUCUGGGUCUUCGAACGGUUUCUCAGAC
Molecule: messenger RNA, 1311 nt
Organism: Cantharellus anzutake
Lineage: Eukaryota; Fungi; Basidiomycota; Agaricomycetes; Cantharellales; Hydnaceae
Product: HAD-like domain-containing protein
Exons: 13
Coding region: 1-1155 (384 amino acids)
Biological process (GO): glycerophospholipid biosynthetic process
Cellular component (GO): mitochondrion
Source: RefSeq, a predicted model, not a curated record